AUGGUGGCGCCCGAUCUGGAGCGGCUCCUCGCGGAGCUGCUGGAGCCCGACAGUGACGUCAUCCGCCGGACCCCCGCCCGCCUCGGCCUUCUCCUCACCGGCUCCUCCCGGCCGCAGAUCCGGCAACUGGCCGCCGUCCUGCUGCGGCGGAGGCUCUUGGGCCGAUGGAAGCGCCUGGACCCGGCUCUGCGCCAGAGGCUCCCGACGCUAUUGGCCGAAGCUUUGGAGCGGGAGACUGAGCACACGGUGACGGUGGUUCUGGCCCAGCUGGGGGCCCUGGUUCUGCGCCGGGGGGGGCUCAGCGCCUGGGGACCCCUGGGCACCUGGGUGCAGGAGGUGGCCCGUGACCCCCGGCCCCCCCACCAGGAGGCGGCCCUGCUGGUGCUGAGUGCGGCGCUGGAGGCGGCCCCCCAAGUCCUGGCCCCCCACGGCCCUGCCCUGGCCGCCCUGUGUCAGGGGGCUCUUGCUCCCGGGGUGCCCCCCAGCCCCCCGGCGUACAGCCUGCAGGCCCUGGGGGGGCUGGGGGCCAUGUUGGGGGACACCCACACGGAGCUGCUGCGCUCGCUGCUCCCCGACAUCCUGACGGCCCUGAAGAAGCUGCUUGACGCUGACGAGGAGCGGGGCACCGAGGCCCUGGAGGUGUUGGACGAGUUCCUGGAGGCCGACCCCGCCACCGUGACCCCUCACCUUCGACCCCUGCUUGACCUCUGCCUUCAGGUGGCAGGGGACGAGUGUUGGGGUGAUGCGGUGCGGGUGAGGGCCUUGGCCACCGUCACCUUUCUCGCCCAGAAACGUCCCAAGGCGCUGCUGCGGGGGGGGCUGCUGGGGCAGGUUCUGGGGGGGCUCCUGAUUCAAUCACAAGAUUCAUCCGCUCUGAUUACUUCCCAUUUUACUGAGGCUCUGCGGAGGCAACCCCGGGUCGUUCUGACCCACUUGCCGCUGCCGCCGGGCCUUGUCUCCUGCCGGGUGCUGCCCAGAUUGGCCAAGGCAGGCCGCAGCAGGCAGCAAGCGGGCAGCAGCAAGCGGAGGACUUCCAACUGGAUGCCCACCGAGUGA
Molecule: messenger RNA, 1056 nt
Organism: Grus americana (Whooping crane)
Lineage: Eukaryota; Metazoa; Chordata; Aves; Gruiformes; Gruidae
Product: importin-4-like
Exons: 11
Coding region: 1-1056 (351 amino acids)
Biological process (GO): protein import into nucleus
Cellular component (GO): nucleus; cytoplasm
Molecular function (GO): nuclear import signal receptor activity
Source: RefSeq, a predicted model, not a curated record